Molecule: messenger RNA, 1763 nt
Organism: Ambispora leptoticha
Lineage: Eukaryota; Fungi; Glomeromycota; Glomeromycetes; Archaeosporales; Ambisporaceae
Source: the annotation of a GenBank genome assembly
AACUUAAGAGAAAAAAAAAGGCAGAGGAAGAACUUGUGAUUACUAAGCCGAAAAAAAGGAGAUGGGAAGUAAAUGGUGCCAUUCAACCAAGUAUGGUUCACGCUGUAUAUUUCGUGGAUCCAACGGAGGAGAGUCAUCCACUUAUUGAGAAGAUCCAAGAAGGUCAAUUUGUGGCUCUACAUGGACCUAGAGCAUCUGGCAAAUCUACACGGGUAUACCAAAUUCAGGAGCAGUUGAAAAACGACUUUAUUUGCAUCUAUACAUCUUUUGAGCAUGUUAACUUCACAAAGGAAAUCGAUUUUUGGAAAACAUUUAGUAUGUCUUUGCAACGUAAUGUUCCAGAAUUACUCGGUUCUCCAGAAAAUCCAAUAAUAAAGUCUGCCCAAGAUUUUUGCAAUAUAUUUCAUCGAACUAAAUGGACAUCUUUCAGUGAGAAUCGUGUCGUUCUCUUUGUCGAUGAAUUCGAUAAAUUGUAUGAAGCAACAGAUGAAGUUAGAUCCUCGUGCCUGGAGACUCUUCGUGGCAUUAAAAACAUGAAUCAAGACUUUAGUAUCCACUCCAUUGUCGCUAUCGGCCCCUUCAGUAUCCUUCGUAUAAGCACAAAAAAAUUAACUACGUCACCUUCCAACGUCCAGGAACCAUUCCGAAAUCCAAAUUUCACGAUGAAACAAGUGCAGUUCCUAUACAAGCAGUUUUCGGACGAAUUCAAACUGACUAUUGACCAAGAGGUUAUCGAUGACAUAUAUAUGCAGACAAACGGGCAUGCUGGUCUUGUCUGCCUUUGCGGGCGUGCAAUUGAUAGAAAGCUACUAGCAGUAUUAGAAAAUGGAACGCAUCUUAGCUUCGAAAUAUGGGAACGUUUCACUGCCUUUUUACUAGGAAAUGAGAUUUUAGAGUACUCAACGUUUAUAAGAAUGAAGGAGUCCCUGCUGAGAGAUGAUACCGAUACUAGGCGUGCUGUGAAUCUUAUCAGAUCCGAUUUCUUAGUGAAUAACGACCCUAUAUAUGUUGCUGAAAACAAAAAGGAUCUAGCGUUAUUCCUCACAGCCGAAGGAGUUCUGGUUCCUGGAGAAGAUGCAGGGACAUUUAAGAUUUCUUCGCCAUUGGUGCACUGGCUGGUCCUUCAGCGAAUAAUUCCCCAGGCGUUUCCGACUUCACCUAAAGUAGAAGUCCCCUAUUAUUCUUCCACAGGUACCUUAGACAUACUUAAGGCCUUGAAACAAGUUGUCUGUGUAUUUGACAGAGAGAUUAUGAAGUCCCGCAAUUCUUUCAAGACAGCACAUGUGCUGGUCAAUAAUGUUGAUAAACUAGAAGUCCCUAGAGAGUCAGUUUAUGAUGCGGAAUUGUAUCGGAUAAUGUCGAAUUGGCUUGUUGGAUUCACGGUAACCGGACAAUGGCACCUGAAAUAUCGUACUAGUGGACAUAUCAAUCAUAAAUAUGUUGACAUAGUCAUCUCACGACCUAAUAAAACAAUUGCCCUCGAGCUUUUAGCUACAGCAACAAAAAAAGAGCUCAAUGAACAUUACGAACGGGCACUCCUGUACGAUAAGAAACUACCUGCAGAUGAAACAUGGGUUAUUCAUUUCACCUGUGAAGAAAACGCCAUUUUAGAGCCGUACUGGCCAACCGAAUCUCAAUUACAAAAGGGCCUUCGAGUCGUACACUUUUGGCAUGACCUCGACUUUACAAAAGUUAGUAUGAUCGCAUGCUGGUGGGAUGUGAACAAUAAUACAAGGCAUGAUACUGAUGUUGAGGAAUUUGUG